Molecule: messenger RNA, 543 nt
Organism: Prunus persica (peach)
Lineage: Eukaryota; Viridiplantae; Streptophyta; Magnoliopsida; Rosales; Rosaceae
Exons: 1
Coding region: 1-543 (180 amino acids)
Source: RefSeq, a predicted model, not a curated record
AUGGUUACAAGAUCCAAAACUGGGUCUCUUAAACCACGAGCUCUCUCCACCAAACAUCCCCUUCUUUGUGCUUUGUCCACCACCACCCAAAUACCAACUCCCACCACUUUCAAACAAGCCUCUAAAAUCUCUCAAUGGCAGCAGGCAAUGCGUGAGGAAUUCAAUGCCCUCCAACAAAACCAAACUUGGACCCUUGCCCCCUUUCAUCCUUCUCAAAACCUCGUUAGAUGCAAGCGGGCCCAUCGUGUGAAAUACAAAUCUGAUGGCUCUCUUGACAGGUUUAAAGCAAGACUUGUGGCUAAAGGUUUCCACCAACAAGAAGGUUUAGAUCACAAUGAAACAUUUAGUCCUGUUGCUAAGCCUACCAUCAUCCGGCUCAUUCUUUCUCUGGCUGUCCAAAAUGACUGGUCGGUUACACAACUGGAUGUCUCCAAUGCCUUUCUUCAUGGCCACCUUCAAGAGGAUAUUUUCAUGGUGCAGCCCCCUGGCUUUCUUGAUCCCUCCAAGCCUCAGCAUGUUUGCAAACUGAAGAGAUCUCACUAG